Messenger RNA from Syngnathus typhle (broad-nosed pipefish), 1735 nucleotides. Its product is annotated as histone H3.3A. Bases 273 to 683 code for a protein of 136 amino acids. Lineage: Eukaryota; Metazoa; Chordata; Actinopteri; Syngnathiformes; Syngnathidae. The record is from RefSeq and is a predicted model, not a curated record. Gene Ontology annotation, cellular component: nucleosome. The transcript is spliced from 5 exons. Gene Ontology annotation, molecular function: protein heterodimerization activity; DNA binding; structural constituent of chromatin.
UGGUCAAACAUGCCGAGACUAAUUUGAUGGUCCUGAGUCAAGUCCAAAAUAAACGUGAACGACUUCGAUACUGUCGCAUUUUGGGACACUUGAUUGAUGCGGCGGCCAUUUUACCCGCUAGACGCUUCCUCUCAUUGUGGAUACGAAGAAAAUAACAAGCAAAAGCUUUCUCGUCACUUCGGUUCACUUUUUCUCGACAGCGAGGGAGGCGGGGCCACAAAGACUGGAAGCAACUGUGAAGCCCGCCCGCUUACGAACAAUCUUAAGCAGCAAUGGCCCGUACCAAGCAGACUGCCCGUAAAUCCACUGGAGGCAAAGCUCCACGUAAGCAGCUGGCCACAAAGGCUGCCCGGAAGAGCGCUCCCUCCACUGGAGGUGUGAAGAAGCCCCAUCGCUACAGGCCCGGUACUGUUGCUCUGCGUGAGAUCCGUCGUUACCAGAAGUCCACUGAACUUCUGAUCCGCAAGCUGCCAUUCCAGCGCUUGGUGAGAGAAAUUGCGCAGGACUUCAAGACGGAUCUGCGUUUCCAGAGUGCAGCCAUUGGUGCUCUGCAGGAAGCUAGCGAGGCCUACCUGGUGGGUCUGUUUGAGGACACCAACUUGUGUGCCAUCCACGCCAAGCGUGUCACCAUCAUGCCAAAAGACAUCCAACUGGCACGUCGCAUCCGUGGGGAGCGCGCGUAAAUAAAUGUCUUUGUAUUUUUCACCCGUCUGUUUGUACAGUAUAUGCUCACUUCCGCAUCCCUUUCUCUUUGUAGUAGUAUGUAGGGAAACUAUUUGUUUAAUAAUCAAGUUCAUAGUGGGUUUUUUUCUUAGUGCUCUCAGCAGAAGCCUUCCAUGGUACUCCUUUUAUGUGCAUGUAUCAACUCUUUGGUAAUGAAUGGGCACUCUCUUGUGGGGGGGGGGAAACCAUGAUGACAAGAAUACUGCCAGUAAACCUAGUGCUAAUUUAGACAGAGGAUGGGCUUCUUCUAGCUUCUUUCCAGCAGGUAAGGAGAUGAUCCUCUUCUGCUCUGAAUCACGCACCAGCCUCAGCUCCCAGGUGCGCAGAGACCUCAACACCGGUCUCGGUGGGGUUCUCUGUCCAUUCAAUGUGUCUGCAUAAGUGUUAGCUCUGAUCACCACAGAGGUCUCUACACAAUCCAUCAACAUAUCUGGAGACAAUGUUUCAAAUAUUAUAUUCUUCAUAUAUUUUCUUUCCCUCGAAUAACACUAGAUUUCUUCUCACUGCAAGAUGGUGAACAAACCUAAAUAGAUCUGAAAUAGGUUUAUAAUCAAUCCUCUUUUCCAAUAAAAACAAAAGGACCUAAACAUUUGGUUAAUGUUAUUUCUUUUUUGCUUUCCUUGAAAUGUUUUAGCCAAAGUUUGAAAGAGUCUUUCGUGCAAAUACUCUCGUAUUCUUGGCUCUUUAACAUAUAUCUUGAUGGGAGAUUUAUAUGGUUCCAUUAUGUGGCAAUUCUAUUUUUUUCUUUCUUUUUUUCAAGACAAAGUGAGAUGAAGUGUUUUUUCAAAAAAAAAUUGUUCCCCUCUCUAUCAGUUUUCCCUCUGCUUCUUUAUUUCUCCCUCCCUCCAAGUAGUUUGAUCAUCUGUCUUAUUUGUUUAGUUGUUACCCCACAACUUAAUUUUUGUGUUUCUCGUGUUCUUUUAUUGAAACAUUGGUGAUGUUUUAAUAAAGCAAUGUUUGUAAUUUCCAAAUUUGUCAAAUAAGAUGGUAAUAAAUGGAUGUUACACACGCC